AUGAUGUCCAGCCAUACGGUGAAGAGAAGGAGAUUGAGCCCCUCUCCAGAUGGAAAUGCCCAUAAUGAAAAAUCAAAAGCGCCAGAAACGAGUGCUAGCGCAAACCGAAUACCGAGAACGAAUGCAAUGAAAUCAGCAAAUUCACUCAGCCAAACCGGGCGUUCUGCGGAUAUGGCACUCGCUAGCGGACUCUACAAGUCUAGCUUUUUCAAGUUACAGUUAGACGAAUUGACUGCGGGGUCAAGGCCGAACUAUGAUAAACAGCUUGCGACACUCAAAGACACCCUCCAUGGCUUGAAGGAGUUAAUUGAGCGCCUUCCUGAGCGACCCGCGAAGUCGCUAUUGGAAGCCGACAAGGAAAUGCGAACCGUUCACGGUCUAAAUAUCCCAUAUCCUGAACCGCGCCCAGGCAAGGAUACGAAGUACUCAGUUGCGUACAGUCGGCCCUCGAACGUCAAUGUGGUUGGGAGUUUUGCACUUCGGACAGGCUUGAAGUCGCCGGGGUCAUAUGUUGUCGACAUGGCAGUGACGAUGCCAAAUUCUGUCUUCCAGGAGAAAGAUUACACCAACUAUCGCUACUUUCACAAACGUGCAUAUUACGUUGCCUGCAUUGCUGCUGGCAUCAAAGACGAUAAGAAGGCCGCCCUGGACGUCAAAUUCGACCUCCAAGAUGGAGACGAUCUCCGUCCAGUCAUCCUUGUACAACCUAGAGCUUCUUCCAAAGCAGAUAACGGGCUUUCAAAGUUCCUCAUCCGCAUCUUUACGGCAAUUGACGAUACAUUGUUCCCAGUCUCGCGUACGCUGCCAAUGAAGAACAAUAUACGCAAUGGAUCUAAGAGUGAUAAUGAUGGGCAAGAAUCCACUCCGGUAUACAACUCUUGCCUUCGCUCGGAAGCCACCGUUGCGCUUUAUAACAAGCUUCUGUCCUCAGCUGCUCAAAGCUGUGAGUCUUUCAAGGAUGCGUGCCUCCUUGGCCGGAUAUGGCUCCGGCAGCGCGGGUUUGGUUCAUCGUUCCAUAAGGGGGGCUUUGGGGGAUUUGAAUGGUCUGUGCUUAUGUCCCUUUUACUGGAAGGUGGGGGUCCGGCUGGGAAACCAAUCCUCCUUCGAUCUUAUAGCAGUUAUCAGUUGUUCAAAGCUACGGUACAGUUUCUCGCCGCGAAAGACUUGACAGACCCUUUACUGUUAUCUGCGUCUGAUAUUCACUUUCCAAGCGGUGCGCCCGUCGUUUAUGACGGCAAGAGAGGACUGAAUGUUCUCUACAAAAUGAGCCCGUGGUCAUACUCUUUCCUCCGCCGUGAAGCAAACACCACUCUCAAAAUGUUAAACGAAUCGCGAGACGAUAACUUUCAGCGAGUUUUUAUCUUCAGGAUAGAUGAACCUCUGCUUAGGUUUGAUCGACUUGUCACACUUCCGAUGACCGGGCUCAGUGAUGCUCAUGCAGCGUUUCGCAAACAGAACGCGAUUUAUGAGGUGCUUAUGAAAGCGCUUGGGGAUAGGGCGAAUUUGAUAUACAUUUUUAGCUCCCCUACCAACCCUUGGUCACUGGAAUCAAAAUCUAAUCGAAAACAGGGGAUCCGCAGCCUGUCGGUGGGCCUGCUGUUGGAUUCUGAGAACUCUACCCGCGUCGUUGAUCACGGCCCGUCUGCAGAGGAGAAAGAGGCAGCUGCGGCCUUUCGGUCAUUUUGGGGCGAAAAGGCAGAGCUUAGGCGCUUCAAAGAUGGCAGCAUCCGCGAGAGUUUGGUUUGGUCCGAAGACCCAUCGUCGUCAAUCGUGCAUCAAAUCCUGGUCCAUGUCUUGAAGCGUCACUUCGAUUACAGUGAGACAGUUAUACGAUUUAUCGGGGACGAGUUCGAUACUGAGCUUCGGAACAACGGUGACGGCGUUUUGUCGUAUUCCAGUCCUGCAUUCCAGCAAAUUAUUGAUGGCUUUAGCUCCCUGGAGAAAUCAAUCCAAACUAUGGAAGGCGUCCCACUGACCGUUAGGCAUCUCGCGUCAGCUAGCCCACUACUUCGAUACACCGCACUACAUGUCGAUCGAAGCACUGGCGCGGUUCCUGCUCCGGCCGACGUUGUCCUCCAAUUCGAAAGUUCAGCACGAUGGCCAGACGAUCUUGUAGCCAUUCAAAUGACCAAGGUGGCUUUUCUUGUAAAGAUCGGAGAUGCCUUAACCGAAACUGGUGAAUUUUCUUCAUGUCUAGUCGGACUGGAGAAUGAGCAAAGCAAAAUACUCAACAAUGCAUUCCUGGAUGUUACUCAUGUCUCUGGAAUCGUGUAUCGCCUCAGAAUCCAUCACGAUAGGGAGCAAACGUUGUUGGAACGCCGACUCAAGGACCAGGCCGCUAGCCCGCAAACUAAGCAGGAGGUAGCAUAUGCACUCGCUGCCUACAAACGACAGUUUGUCCAGUCACCCCGUCUCUCGCAAGCUAUGCGAACCCUAUGUACCCGCUUUCCACUUCUGUCUCCUACGAUUCGUCUAGUCAAAUACUGGUUCAGCUGCCAUCUAUUCGAUGCCCACAUCAACGAGGAACUCGUUGAGCUAAUGGUGGUACGGACAUUUACCCAACCACACCCCUGGGAGGCUCCCUCGAGCGUCAUGGCCGGCUUCCUGCGGACACUCCAUUUUCUUUCACGAUGGGAUUGGCAAGAAGAGCCGAUGCUUAUCGACGUUGGCGGAGAACUCAACCAAAGUGCCAUGGAAGCAAUUCGGACGCGGUUCGCCGCCUGGCGAAGCAUUGACCCAGCAAUGAACAGUGUUUCCAUGUUUGUCGGAUCCGAUAUCGACCCGGACGGUGUGACAUGGACACAGUACGAGAUGCCCGCGAAGGUGGUUGCGGCAAGAAUAUGUACUCUCGCAAAAGCAGUUACGAAGCUUGUACAAGAACAGGGACCCGAACUUGAUGUCUCCCAACUCUUCAUCCCCGCCCUGGAACCUUACGACUUCCUCAUCCAUCUGAGCCCGAAAUUGCAGCAAACUCGCUCAACAGCUGCCGCCAAGUUCAAGAACCUGAAACCCUCGAAUGACCCAACGAGGGCCGACAAGGACGCAAUAGUCAAGGCCUUUGUCCGUGACUUGCAGGCUUGCUUUAGCCCUAACAUUAUCUUCUUCUCCGGAAAUGAACAGUCUGAUUUCAUUGGCGGCCUUUGGAACCCAGUGACCUUGAAACCAAAGACCUGGAGUCUGGGCCUAGCCUAUUCAACUGUGCCCGCGGACGCAACUGUCUCUAUCAACCGUGGUGCCAUGUUGAAUGAGAUUUCCCGCUUAGGCUUGGGUGUGGUUAGCAGCAUCGAAGUCCAAAACGAGUGA
This is a messenger RNA of Aspergillus calidoustus, 3303 nucleotides long. The record is from the annotation of a GenBank genome assembly. Lineage: Eukaryota; Fungi; Ascomycota; Eurotiomycetes; Eurotiales; Aspergillaceae.